This is a messenger RNA of Panicum hallii, 756 nucleotides long. Its product is annotated as ethylene-responsive transcription factor ABI4-like. Gene Ontology annotation, cellular component: nucleus. The transcript has a single exon. Gene Ontology annotation, biological process: response to stress; positive regulation of DNA-templated transcription. Lineage: Eukaryota; Viridiplantae; Streptophyta; Magnoliopsida; Poales; Poaceae. The record is from RefSeq and is a predicted model, not a curated record. Gene Ontology annotation, molecular function: transcription cis-regulatory region binding; DNA-binding transcription factor activity. The coding region runs from base 1 to 756 and encodes 251 amino acids.
AUGGAACCCAGCAACUCGCCCCCAGCCGCGGCCGAGGUAGCGGAAGGCAGCAGCACCGGCGGCGACGGCAGGAAGAAGGGCAAGGCGCCCAAGGGCGGGCCGGAGAACGGCAAGUUCCGGUAUCGUGGCGUGCGGCAGCGGAGCUGGGGCAAGUGGGUGGCGGAGAUCCGGGAGCCUCGGAAGCGCUCCCGCAAGUGGCUCGGCACCUUCGCCACCGCCGAGGACGCCGCGCGCGCCUACGACCGCGCCGCGCUCCUCCUCUACGGCCCGCGCGCGCACCUCAACCUCACCUCCCCGCCGCCGCCGUCGCUCGCCGCGCCGCGCUCCCACUCGCACUCCUCGGCGUCCGCGUCCGCGCCGCCCGCGCUCCGGCCGCUCCUGCCGCGCCCGCCGCUGCACCAGCAGUCCGGCGCCGGUGCCCCUGCGGCCCCGGCCUUCCACCAUCACCAGUUCCAGUACCACCUCCUGCCGCCGCCGCAGCAGCCGACGCCGCCGCUGUACUACGCCGGCACGGCCACCGCGUCCACGGUCACAACCACGGUGCCGCCACGGGUUGAGCCGCAGGAGCCGGUGGCAGUCGCGCCCGCAGUGGGCUCCUCUACGUCACUACUGGAACCGCAGGCGGGCACACCGGAGGAGGCGGCAGCGGAGGCGGGCUGGGAGUACAACGUCGGCGAGGAGGAGGAGGACUACGCGGCUGCGCUGCUCUGGGACGAGCCGGAGCCCUUCUUCUGGUUUGAUGUCUUCCUCAAGUGA